Molecule: messenger RNA, 1158 nt
Organism: Trametes versicolor FP-101664 SS1
Lineage: Eukaryota; Fungi; Basidiomycota; Agaricomycetes; Polyporales; Polyporaceae
Exons: 6
Coding region: 1-1158 (385 amino acids)
Source: RefSeq, a predicted model, not a curated record
AUGUUGGUCUCAGCGUACUGGUGCUCUGUUCGCGGCUUCAUAUGGUGCCACGGAGGAUACAGGUUGCCGCUUAUUCUCUGGGAGCGCGUCAUAGACGAGCUGUCGCUUCCGAUGGGUGAAGAGUUCUGGCAUCCUCAAGCCUUGCGGGCGUGCGCUGCCGUCUGCCGCGGAUGGUGCCCACGCGCUCGCUGCAAACUCUGGCACACCACCAUGAUCAGAACGGGAUCCCAAGCGUCCAAACUUCUAGACCUGAUUGACGAUGAUCCGCAAUUAGGCCAGCUCAUUCUAGAACUCCAAAUCUACCCCGCGCGCCCUGGCAAGGAGCUCGGCUGUGUGUCAUUCCACCUCCCCAAGCUCACGAGCGCCCUUCCCAACCUCCGUUUGUUGUGCAUGAAGCGAGUCAAUUGGGUGUGUAACCCGCGCGCACAUAGCGGGCCGCUCGCCCAGUUCAGGUCGCUCGUUGUCCUCCACUUGUGCCUCCAGCAUCUCGUCAUACACGGCAAGAUGUUUAUUGAGAAGCCGCUCUCCGACGAAGAUGCGCUCAGGCUUUCCGUACUGCGGAAUCCGAACGCAUGCGACAAACUCGCUAAGAUCGAGGUUGGAAGCGUUCUCUGCGAACAAGGGAACAAACCAAUGGUCCUCUUUCCGCCACCGCGUGUUUUCGGCGAUUCGGUCGCUUCGCUUUCUCUCCAGCCGCACGGGUCGCGACUCUCCGUCGUUCUAGAGAACGUCGCUCGUUACACGCAUUGGUGUAAACACCUACGCUCCCUCGAGCUGUCCGUCGACUUCUCCACUCUCUCGCACAGCUCCCCUCCGCCUACAUCAUGCAAUCUGUCUCCAUCUCCGUCACUGGUCGAUCUUCCGGCAGCCGUUCGGGACUUCCUCGACGUGCUAGUGGGCGAUGAGGACGAAUUCGGUCUCCUCCGGGAACAUCUUCCGUCUCUACUACGCCUACACUUCCAGCUACAAGAUGGCGGCUCAGACUACCUCAAGUGGUGGACGAAGGGGAUCACGGGUCGUUUGCCAAGCAUCGGGCACCUCGUACACGUCGAGAUCGAGCGCGUAAUGGAGGGUGGAUGGUCUGAAGCACCGCGGUCGAGCCCCGGGCUGUCGCGUCUUGUUAUGAAUGUACGGACCCCCGCACCUCCAUCAAGCUGA